This is a messenger RNA of Ostreococcus tauri, 1002 nucleotides long. RefSeq names its product DNA glycosylase. Gene Ontology annotation, biological process: DNA repair. The transcript has a single exon. Bases 1 to 1002 code for a protein of 333 amino acids. Gene Ontology annotation, molecular function: catalytic activity; DNA binding. NCBI's taxonomy places the organism in Eukaryota, Viridiplantae, Chlorophyta, Mamiellophyceae, Mamiellales, Bathycoccaceae. The record is from RefSeq and is a predicted model, not a curated record. Gene Ontology annotation, cellular component: nucleus.
AUGACUCGCGACGAGAACGCUCCCCCGGCUCUGAGUGAGUACGAGCUCCAACGUUUGGCUCACGUCGAGCGUAACCGUGCGUACAUGAAGCGGCUCGGCGUGUUACAAAUCUCAAAAGACAUGUUUGGUGACGCAAACAAUCGUCGAUCGAACGCGAACUCUCGGAAGCGCAAGACGCUUCAAGAACCCACGAGGCGAUCGUCUCGAGUGGUCGGGAUCAAGCCCGAGCACGAUGGCUCCGCGAUCGACGCCAUGGACGAUGGUGACGAGCCUGGAGAGAACUCGAGGCGACAGCCAAAGUUGGCUCGGGACGAAGACGAGGAGACGGACGCGUUCGCGGCGUCUCGAGAGUGGUUGGCCGGGGCGCGAGAGCGUUUGUUGGAGACUCGAGCGGCGAGUGGGAAGACGAAUGAGAGCGCAUGGCGCGCGGAUGCGGUUCGACGUUGGGGAGAGGACGUUCCAUCGCACGUGGACGACUGGGAGACCUGGGUCAAAUCUAGGCUUGGGAAACCGCCGCCGCCGAGUGAAUUACAGCUAUUGCAGGAGUAUUACGCGCACGACGCUUGGAUGCUUCUCAUCGCGUGCGCUCUGAUGAGUCGAGUUGCGAGUGGGCCGUUGAAACACGAGGUGAUAUCAAAUUUCUUUGAAAAGUUUCCAACGCCAACGGCGGCGCUGCAUGCCGACGCAGAGGAAGUCUUCGAGGUCAUCAAACGACUCGGUCUCUUUCCGGGGCGACAUAGAACCAUCGUCGAGGUCAGUACGGCGAUUCUCACGAACACCGGGGCGUUCGAGGUUGGUCUCGAACCAGAAAAGAAAAUUUACGGAAUUGGCGAGUUUGGCAUCGAUUCUUUCGAGAUUUUCGCGCGAGGUGACAUCAACCGCAAACCAAAAGAUUGCAAUCUCGCGGCGUUCUGUUCGUGGCAACGACGACACGGCGGCGCGAAGGAGGAGAUUGAGGAGAAGCCGACCGUCGUCAGCGUCAAGAAGGAGCGCAGCGAUUAG